This is a messenger RNA of Varanus komodoensis (Komodo dragon), 915 nucleotides long. Its product is annotated as homeobox protein Nkx-2.4-like. Gene Ontology annotation, cellular component: nucleus. The transcript has 3 exons. Gene Ontology annotation, biological process: cell differentiation; regulation of transcription by RNA polymerase II. The coding region runs from base 1 to 915 and encodes 304 amino acids. NCBI's taxonomy places the organism in Eukaryota, Metazoa, Chordata, Lepidosauria, Squamata, Varanidae. The record is from RefSeq and is a predicted model, not a curated record. Gene Ontology annotation, molecular function: DNA-binding transcription factor activity, RNA polymerase II-specific; RNA polymerase II cis-regulatory region sequence-specific DNA binding.
AUGGAAGAGCUCCGGGGGUUCGCCGUGGAGGGCCUGGAGGACUUUGCCCCGUUUGUGCCAAGCGCCCACCAGCCCGGCUUGGGGGGCUCCAGGUUCUCCUUUGCCCACUGCCUCUCGCAGAACCCCAUGCUGGGACUCUACCCCGGAUCGUUCCCCGCUCCCGCGGACCUGCCCACCUACCCUCAAGAGAGCUUCAGGAGCGGGGUGGCCCACGGGGAGUGGUAUACCGCCAGCAGCCAAGAUGGGCCGUACUCUUCAGGUUCUGUGCGUCUGUCGCAGGUGGAAGACGAAGCGGCAACGAAAACCAAACCACGGCUGCUCCAAGCCACUGCCCGCAAAACACGCCGAGGAGCAGGGCUUGCUUGGGGAGGGCACGGCGUCAUCCCAGUCGUGGGGAACAGCCCGUACCAGCCGGCCCUGGAUUUUUUGGCUGCCCAAGUUUCCAGGUACGUGGGGACCCCGGGGUUCAGCGUGCCUGGAGCCGACUGCCUGGGCUACAUCAGCGAAAUGAUCAAAUCGCCCCCGUUCCUCGCAGGGAACUCCUCCAAACGGAAGCGGCGCGUGCUCUUCUCCCGGGCCCAGGUGCACGAGCUGGAGAAGAGGUUUCAGCUGCAGAAGUACCUGACUGCCUCGGAGCGCGAGCACCUGGCCACCGUCACCCACCUCACCCCGAACCAGGUGAAGAUCUGGUUCCAGAACCACCGCUACAAGAUGAAGAAGCAGGCCAAGCAGGACGCCAAGGCCAGCCUGGGGCAAGACGCCCCCCAGACCUGCGACAGCAGCAUCGCUUCCGACCCGGGCAGCUACGGCUUCGGCAGAUCUAUCCUUCAGAGCUUACCGACCAGCCCCAGCGCCGAUUCGCAGCCCGGCCUGAAAACCCCGGAAGGCGGUCCUGCGUUCGGCAAGCCGUGGUAG